This is a messenger RNA of Symbiodinium sp. CCMP2592, 1731 nucleotides long. NCBI's taxonomy places the organism in Eukaryota, Dinophyceae, Suessiales, Symbiodiniaceae. The record is from the annotation of a GenBank genome assembly.
AUGGCACCAUCCGGAGAAGACCGGACGAUGAGGUGGUGUCCUCUUAUGCUUGUCGCGGCUGGGCCUGAGGCGCCAGAGUCCGGACUAGCUCUGCUGGGCGGGGCCGCUUCGGAAGGCGAUGGUGAGGCCGGGUCCAGUUUCACAGAGGACGGGCGCUUACACGUGGCGACGUCCGGCCUGUGCCUCUGGGACAGCGAGUCCCCAACAGUAGCGAUAACGUCGGCAGCGUUGGUGGCGCCGUUUCUGAGGCGCUCCGCGGCGAAAGCGGCAGAGCUAUGCGCGGUGAUGGACCCAGAGUUGGUCGCCACCACAGAGUUGUUCGCUGUCUUCCCACCAGCCCACGAGCCCAGGGCUCUUGAGGCAACCCUUCUGGCCGCCGUGCCUCUUCCGGAGGCGGAGAAGGCUGCGGCCGCUAUGCAGGCCGCCCUGAGCUUCCCGACGACGCCUUCUGCCAGCUCUUCCUCGCGUCCUCCGUGGAAGCCUCCACCACUAGGAAGCCUUGGAAUGGUGCUUCUGCGUCUUGCCUCGCGGCCCGAGAAGGGACUCGCCCUCCUACCCAAGGAGGAAACUCGGCUUCGUCAGGGGGAUUCUGUUCGACUGCUCUCAUCGCCGUUUGCCUUGCUAAAGGCAUCCCUGUUCUUGGGCAUGGAGACGACUGGUUUCAUUGCAGCUGCAGAGGAGACCGGGGAAUUCGCGCUGCUGGACGCUCGACAACUGCCCGGCGCUUGCGGCGGUGUUCUGGUUCGGGAGACGGACCCGAAGCAUCCCGUGGCCCUCAUGGCCCCACCUUUGGGAACAGCCGGACGCCGAUGGCCUUUCAACCUGCUGAUCUCAUUGCAAAGGAUCAUCUCAGCUUUCGCCUGCACGCUGAGCGCAGCAUACUUGCCACAGAGGCUUCGCAUGCGUGAGGCAUUGCAUCCCUCAGUCGCGCCCGAGCCCUUUGGCCAGGCCCAAACCCUUCUUUGCCCGGUGGUGGUCUGCAUCGACGACCUGAAGGUCACGGCACCUGGUUUGCUCCUGUCGCCUUUGUUCAUCGUCGUGGGCUCGAAGAUGGCCCAUGCUUUGUUAGAGUCUGGUUCACACGGUGUACCACUGCCGGGGUACCUUCUCUCGACUGACUGCGAGUUGCUGCCCUGCCGGCCUCUGCACUGUGUGGGAUCCACGAUGCUGCUCGCCAUCCGAGGAGAGGCAACCCGUCGGGCAAUUGCCUCACGCCUGCCAGCCGAAAGCAGUCUCCUUGAGGUGCAGGAGGGCUCGGAAGUUCUUGCAGUGGACCUGGACGCAGACGAAGGACCCCGGAUCACACGCGGCUGCCUUCAGCGCUGGUUGGGCGCGAGGCACGGUGUCAAGACCGGCUUACCUGCAGUCUCAGCCGUUCAAUCCUGGUUGGUGGCCCCGGCGAUACGCUUCGGCCUCCCAAAGUCUGGAGGACGCGCCAACGCCAAUGUGCUGCUUUCUGCAAGGCCUUGCCGCCCCUUGGGCCUCGUGUUACAGGGCCUCGAGGAGCAGCUCGAUGACGAUCGGGUCCUUCCGCUUCAGUUUCGUGCUGUCUCUAUCAAUCAGCUGAAGGAGUUCGAAAUGCGCUUGAAAACUGGCGCAGCGCAGGCAUCAGUUGACUCGUGGCUCCUGCACUUUGACCGCUCCUGGCGCGAGCCGUUUGAGGCAGGUCCCCGCGCUUUCGAUUGGCAAGUGGAGGCUCGCCCCAGACCUGCGUUCAGUUCAGCGCUGUGA